CCUGGAUAUCAAAUUGAGGAAUGUUCAAGUUUCAGUGUUUUGAGUAUAGUUUUAUUCUAACUGCCGAUGAACGAUGUACAAAAGUACACACUUACUGCACUUUGAAUUGUAAUGUGCAUCACUUGUGAGUUUAACUGAAUUGUUUACUCUUUCCAAUGGAUUUCUAAUGUAUUACUAAAUUUCACUGCCAAAAAGAUCUACUUGGAGUAUCCAUAGAAUCCCACUGUGAUUAGUUUCCUCAUAAAUAGCGGUGUAAAAUGAGCUGCAGUAAUAUGAAUUAUUUGAAAACACAUUUCUUCUGCAUGCGACAGAAAAAUCAAUAAAAUACAACCCUACUUAAAAGCAGAUGUUAGUGACCUGAGUAGUAUGGUAGUAGCUGGUUCACAGUAAUCAGAUGGUCAUAUUGAUCCUAAAUAUUGGACAUCUGUGUUGUUUAAUGUUGUCAAUCACGUCUCAUGAUCUAACUUUGAAGUUAACUAAACAUGUUUUAUGUCGAUAUAGUUGUAACUAAUUUUUAAUAAUUUAUUUUGAUACCGUCGUUUAUUUAUUAUUGAUUCUGAAAUACCUAGGAGUCUUCAACUAUUUACCAAUUUGCAACAACUUUACAUGAACAUGUUUUAAGCUAUGCUUUGAAGAAAGCAAUUCUAUUUAGUGUAACCAUUUGUAUUAUACGUAUGUGACAUGGAAUACAACACAAUAUACACAUCAGUUUUAGGAGUCUUUUCUUUACCGUCAACAAUGAGCGCGUAGAAUGCAUUGAAAGUUUCAGCUGAGUGUUGUGAUUUUUGAAACAAUUCUUUUCCCAGCUCAGAAAUUAUAUUUUAUUCUCUUCUUGUAAGAUAUGUGCCACAACUGAUCCCAAAAAAUUAAGGGACCCUGUUGCAUUGAAGUCAUCCCACUGAAAAUAUAAGACUAGAUCUGGCUGCAUAUAGUCGUAAUGGUGUAUGCCAAACUAAGAAGUUGAAUUUAAAGAAACUAUUACGUAUUCCGGAAGGGACGUUACUGCGAAGAUAAUUGCAAAGUGCUCGAUAACACACUUGCAUUACAAUGACUUGGCAGCUUUGAUAGUCAAAACAGCCUGAAAUCUGAGGCCAAUGUUAAAAGAUUGGAUGUGAUGAACGACUACACUUGUGCAACGUGCAGCCUGCAACAGACUGGUUAUUGAAGGAACACAAAAGACUCUGUCAACCAAAAUCUUAAGACUGAAAAAUAUAGAAAAUCCUAAUCAUACAUCAUCCACGAUACGAUCCCUGAAGAAAAGGAGAACUCCUCAAUACGAACAUUAUUCGAAACACAAAAUUGAAUGUGAGAAAAAAUUUUCAUGUCAAAAUGCCGUUGCCUAAUAUAUUGAGAAAAGCAAGCAACUACAUUUUGGGUGAUGGAGGACAAGAUUCACGUUCCAUGCUUUACCAGGAUGGUGAGGUAUUGUUUUGCAAAAACAAUGUGUGCGUGCAUCCACCAACCAUCAUGAGACAACAUUGCGAUGUUGUGCAUCAUCCUGGAUACUUAACAGUGACAUGUAGAUUUGUUAAAAAUGCUACAGUGCCGACAUUACAUUUGAGUUGGAUACCUAACAGUACGCUUCGUAAACAUCCUACCACCUUGGAAAAUAAUUUGUCGAAAAAAUUUGACGGUAAUGUCAAAGAACUCGAUGUAGAAUAUCAAAGACAAAUUUCGGAGGAAAGCUAUGACUCGAGAGUAGAUUAUGAUUCGACUCCAGGAAAUAUUGACGUGUGCCUUGAAGUCAAGGAACCAGUGAGCUGUGGAGAUUGUGAACGCAUUUGCUCUGGUGGAUACUCUAAAUCAGAAAGUAGAUCUCCGCGACAUAAAUCUGGAUCAAGCAGUUUUCGAUCAACUCCAGAGUACAGUGGCAAUUAUAAACUGAACGUGGAAGACCACAGUGAACUUCAACCUGAUAGAGAUGACACUGGAAAAUCUGUGGACAGUGGACAUAGCAAUACAAAUCCGGUGAUCACAAUCGAAGAAAACAAAACUAGAUCUACUAAUUCUACAAAUCAAAAUUCUGUUAGCUUAGAAAUUGCUAAUACUGAGGACAAGAGCGAGAUCUCUACAGCAGAUGUAAAUGUUGAUGAAUUCAAAGAAUUGGAACAAGCUAGUAGCUUGCAUUUGCACAGUGAUAACGUGGAAUCUUCAAGAAGAAUGAUUCAAAAAAGCAAGGCCUCCGAGUCAUUGAACAAAAUAAACCUGCAGGAAUCAGAAGGUCUUUAUACUGGAGUUAAAAGUAUAGAGAUUGCAGAUGGAGCAAUACCAAAGAAAGAAUUGAAUGGAAGAAGUCCUGAUCUUAAAGUAACUGCCAACAAUGAAAUAAGAAUUUGGGGAUAUGAUGAAGACAGCGUUAAAAGUAGGAGUAUGUCAUUGACAUCUACGUGUAGUUUGAGUAUGAUGGCUUCAACUGAAGUGGAAGAAUUUCCAACAUGGAUGAGAUCACCAGAACUGCUAGCUCUCCAGCAUAAUCUGAUGUUUCCUGAAAGUGCGACGGCAUCUCCGGUCACCCUGAGAAGAGCGCAUCGCUGCAGAAGGUUCUCUGCUGACCUGAGUCAAAUGAGAUCGUUAAGACUAUUUUUUGCUGAUCCUGGAUGCACUUGUGGACAACUAGUUGUUGCCAGUCGAGAAAGUCAGUAUAAAAUUCUACAUUUUCAUCACGGGGGCUUGGAUCGACUCGCUAGGACUCUUUAUCAAUGGCAUCAACUCCUUUAUCCAAGAUUGGGUACGGACACAGAGGAGGCCCUACCAUACAGGCAAUUUAUGGUUUGCCGACCGGAAGUAAGUCAAGAUGAGUUGCACCCUGAGGAAGGUCAGGUUGCUAUGAUAACUUCACUGGCAUGGAAAGAUUUGCUGAACGAACGUGGGCAGGUAGAAGAUGAUUUGGCGCUGCGGAAAGGGAUAUUUUUUGGAGGCUUGGAACCUGCACUGAGAAAAAUUGUGUGGCCAUUCUUGCUCCACUGCUAUUCCUAUCAGAGCACUUACGAAGAGCGUGAACAAGUCAAUUCAAUAAGAAAAGAAGAAUAUGAAGAAAUUAAAAGACGCAGAGAAAAUAUGAGCCCUGAGCAGGCUGAAAUCUUUUGGCGAAACGUCGUCUGCAUCGUCGAAAAAGAUGUUGUCAGAACCGACAGAGGUAAUCCUUACUACGCGGGAGAAGACAACCCUAACAUUGAGAUUAUGAAAAAUAUAUUACUCAACUACGCUGUGUACAAUUCCCAGUUGGGAUAUACACAAGGAAUGUCAGAUCUCUUAGCACCUCUACUGGCAGAAUUGAAUUCUGAAGCUGAGGCAUUCUGGUGUUUUGCUGGUUUGAUGCAAAGAUCAGUUGCAGUAUGUACCCCGACAGACACAGACAUGGAUAGAAAUUUGUGCUACUUGAGAGAGUUGAUAAGAAUUAUGGUACCUGACUUUUAUGCUCACCUCGAGAAGCACACCGACGCCUUGGAGCUGCUCUUCUGUCAUCGCUGGAUAUUACUAUGUCUGAAGAGAGAGUUUCCGACAGAAGUAGCUCUGGUGAUGUGGGAGGCUUGUUGGGUAAACUAUUUAACAGAUCACUUCCAUUUGUUUCUAUGUUUAGCGAUUAUGUGUGUAUAUGCUGAAGAUGUGAUAGCACAAGAUUUAAAAACUGAUGAAAUGUUGCUACACUUCAGUUCCUUAGCAAUGUACAUGGAUGGUCAUGUGAUAAUCAGAAAAGCCAGAGGUUUGUUGCACAAUUUCCGCCAGUUGUUGCGUUUGCCAUGUGCAUUGGCAGGGCUCUGCCGACAGUGCGGGCCGGGAAUGUGGGACAGCAGUCAUAAUCCUGUUAUAGAAUGCAUGGGACAUGGAACGAAGUCUUGUCCAUACAGUGAAAAUUAUUAAUUAUUACAAAGCUAAAAAUAUAGGAGCAUAAAUUGUAGUCAACUGCCAAGAUUGGUAUGGAAAAAUUCAAAACUAUUUAGCUGAGAUUACACUAAAAAAGAUCAUAUGAACAUACAGCUGAUAUAGUUUUGUGGGCAAAGUAAAUAUUCAUGGCUAACUACUGUUGAAGGAACACUAUACAUAUCUCGGUAACGUACUAUUUGUAUUAUUCAACAGAGUGGCGAUGAGAACAACCAAUGAAUUAUGUUUACAACGUACCAAAAAGAAAAUUUCAUCAAAAAUCUGUAACUGGCAAAUGCAAUUGCUGUGCAAAAAGUGUACUAAAUAUAGCGAAGGACACUUAUUUUCCUCUUAAAAAACAUUUUAUUCGUUAUUUGAAUACAUACCUAUUUUCAAGCCGCCUUUUUCCCAAACACUCUAGAUAUCCGUUGUAAUUGAUUCAUUCAACUGAUUGUCUAUCGAUGAUCAAAGGCCUGCAACAGUAUUAUCAUGGGAUAAUUUUUAUAUUUUCGGAAGGUCCUUCAAGAUACGAUAUAUAUUCAUUUCGAAAUACGAAAGGGUUUAUUUUCCAACAGAUUUACAAUAUUUUGGCACUAACUUUAACGUUUCUCCAAAUCUUGAAACCCUGUAUUUACUUGAAAUUCAUUCACUUCAUUUUUGGAUUUCAUAUCGCUGUGCUAACGUAAUUAUCAAUGUUUUUCAAGUACUAUAAAACCCUCUGAAACUUUUACACCCAUACCCCAUGUUAGAAUGAAGCUGACAAACGAUGUUGUAUACGCUUCAUCUUCAAUCAAUCAAGGAUCGAUCAUUUUAGAGAGUAAUUCAACAUCCAAAUAUAUUAAUAAGACACAUAUUAUUUCUAUAAAUUUACAUAUUGUCGCUAUAGAAUUUAUAAUGGAUAUAACAAGUAACAAAGUUACAACCAUGCAUUCAGUAUUAUAUUAUAGUAUAUUAUAAAAAUCAAAUGACUUCUUUUUUACAAUUUUACAAAUCACUUUGGGGAAAAUACUAUUCAAUCAUCACUUUGGUGGCCUCGGUUAAAUAACACCAAAAAGAAUUAUGUGCGUGUAGAAAAUGGAUGAACGAUUAAUAAUUUUAUGAUAACCGUUCACAACAGACUUGUAAAAAAUAUUCUAUCUCCUAAAUUAAGUUU
This is a messenger RNA of Athalia rosae (coleseed sawfly), 5014 nucleotides long. It is a transcript of the gene TBC1D16, whose product is annotated as TBC1 domain family member 16. The record is from RefSeq and is a predicted model, not a curated record. Gene Ontology annotation, cellular component: early endosome. NCBI's taxonomy places the organism in Eukaryota, Metazoa, Arthropoda, Insecta, Hymenoptera, Athaliidae. Bases 1330 to 3861 code for a protein of 843 amino acids. The transcript is spliced from 7 exons. Gene Ontology annotation, molecular function: GTPase activator activity. Gene Ontology annotation, biological process: activation of GTPase activity.